Messenger RNA from Centropristis striata (black sea bass), 2732 nucleotides. It is a transcript of the gene bcl6b, whose product is annotated as BCL6B transcription repressor. Gene Ontology annotation, biological process: regulation of transcription by RNA polymerase II. The record is from RefSeq and is a predicted model, not a curated record. Lineage: Eukaryota; Metazoa; Chordata; Actinopteri; Perciformes; Serranidae. Bases 245 to 1903 code for a protein of 552 amino acids. Gene Ontology annotation, cellular component: nucleus. The transcript has 12 exons. Gene Ontology annotation, molecular function: protein binding; DNA-binding transcription factor activity, RNA polymerase II-specific; RNA polymerase II cis-regulatory region sequence-specific DNA binding.
AUAAAGAGUUCCCUCCUCCAGCCUCUGCUUACAGUGCUGUUCAGAGCCAGUGGAGACUGUGGGUGAGCCCCUGCUCCACAUCUUUGAUUGUAAACUGAACACCGAGCCGGGGGUUUGACGUCAGCGCGGUGCACGUUAGUUCUCGUCCCUGCUGGUCGGGGUACGAGUAGGGAGCUGGUCUCACCUAACAGAUGUGUCUGGGACACUCCAGUCUAUUUAUUCUAUCAGUUACAUAUAGAUACAGAUGAGCAUGAUGGAAGUGUUGGAAGGAUACAGGGUGGACAGAGUGCAGGAGAUGAGGCCAGCUGCCCUGGCUGAGGGAUAUGUGAAGGAGUUCACGCGCCACUCCCAUGACGUGCUGCUGAACCUGAACGAACUCCGGCACCGCAACAUCCUGACUGACACCACCCUGGUUGUUGGCAACGUACAGCUACGGGCGCACUGUGCUGUGCUUGUGGCCUGCAGUGGUUUCUUCUACACGCUGUACUCCCGCCGCGUGUUGCUUCAAGGGCGUGGUGGCAGCGGGGAGCAGCUCAUGACGGUGUCCCUCCCCAACACCUUGGACCCAUCCAGCAUCUCCCUGCUGCUGGACUUCAUGUACACCUCCCACCUCCCUCUGACAACCAGCACCGUCCCCGGGGUGCUCGCUGUUGCAACCUACCUGCAGAUGGACCACGUGGCCGAUACCUGCCGGGAUUUCAUGCAGCUGCACUGCAGGGAGAAUAUGAGUGCAAGGCACCCUCAACUGGAGCUGGACUCCAGGGUGUCUGUGGCCUCUGUAGCCCCCAAAGGAGGGGACCUGCCCAGUUCAGGACCCCAGAGAGCUCUCCCAACUGCAGUGGCAACAAGGGUCCCUGGGGAGGUCGGGGACUCUCUCAAGCCAGGGGCUUUCCCGACCUGCCAGCCCGGGUCAAAGGAGCUGAAAGGACAGCCCGAGUCGCCCCUCAUGGGCAGUCCGACUCCAUCUCCAGACAGCCCCGCCCGCUCCAGCUGCCAACCGAACUCUCCGGCCGAAUCCAACACCUGCAACAAAAACCUUGUGAGUGAUAUCAAAGCCACGCCAAACCCAAAGGCUUGCAAUUGGAAAAAAUACAAGUACAUCGUCCUGAACCCUCUCUGUGCAGCCACCACAGUGAAGGAAGAGGAGAUGGAGGAACCACAAAGUCACACAUCACCUGUUGUUGACAGGAUGGGCUCGACACCCAAAGCAACAGAGGCGUGGUCUGGAGAAGUGCCUGGUCAGAUUGAUAGACAGGGGCAGGCCUCCUGCUACGAGGGUUCUGGCCGAGCCCCUCCCCUCGGGCCACCCCCCUCUGUGGACCACCCAACAGUGACUCACACUCACAAGCAAGGAAAAGUCUCACCUUGCACCGUUUUCCCGAACCUGCACCCGACCGAUCCAGAGGCCGCCCAGCAUGCAAUCAAGCGUGAGAACUACUAUGUGCCCUACUGUUAUUCUGGCAACAUUCAAGGAGCCAAGACUGUCUGCUCAGGUGACAAGCCGUAUCGCUGUAACGUGUGCGGCGCCCAGUUCAACCGACCGGCCAACCUGAAGACUCACUCUCGCAUCCACUCAGGAGAGAAACCUUACCGCUGUGACACCUGCGGAGCACGAUUUGUUCAGGUUGCCCACCUGAGGGCCCACGUUCUGAUCCAUACGGGGGAGAAACCUUACCCCUGCCACACCUGCGGCACCCGCUUCCGCCACCUGCAGACCCUGAAGAGCCAUCUGCGCAUUCACACUGGAGAGAAGCCGUACACUUGUGAGAAGUGCGACCUGCACUUCCGCCACAAGAGUCAGCUGCGUCUUCACCUGCGUCAGAAACACGGGGCCGUCACCAACACCAAGAUCCGCUACAAGGUCCUGACUGAGCCCUACCAGCCCAUUCUGCAGGCCUGCUGAAGACAUCUGACCUUUGACCUCUUAAAUCACACCCAGCACAUUGGUCAGAAUAAUAUGAAAAAUUUGAAAUUUGGUGAAUGAAUUUAACAUCAGCAGUUUUUAAAAUUCUUAGCACCUGUUUGUUUAAUAAAAGGUGAUAAUUCAUAACUUAAAAAACUGGUAAGAAGUCCUAAUGGACAUGACAUGAAAAGUUGAGACGGAUUUGGAGAACGAGACAUUUUAGCAUCAACAUGUUGUUGGAGGAGGUUUGGAGCUUGGAGAUAAUUGUUUGUAUGAAUCUAUAUAAUUCAUUAGGGUGGCUUUGAGAUGGAGAUGGUGUGAAGGAAAAGUUUUUGUUGUUUUUGAAGGUUUGUGAAGUGAUGGAAAGAAGAGAACGAGACAUGGGAAAAAAAAGUGAAAUAUUUCAGGUUGUGUGUACACUGAAUUUUGCAGAGUAUGUGAACAGUUUAAACGAAAGAUAAAGCAAGUUUUAUGAAGGAGAUGUGGUGGAUUUGUAAAGUUUUGGAGUAAAUGAAAUCCUUACAUUUAUUUUAAGCCUGGAAGUUUUCUUCUUAAAUGUGUAUUUAUCUUAACUUUGAGGCCUGGGGCCUGCAUGUUCUUUAAAAAGUAUGCAGUGAUAUCUGCUUUAUAGUCCGAGCAGGCAAAGGACUUAGUCACAUGUACUGAGUGUAAAGUAUAGAAAUGAAAAGAUAUAUUGUUUCUGACAAUUUAAAUAAGAUGCCUGUAAGCAAUUGGAUGAGUAAUAAUGAUAUUACAGUUGUAUGAGUUUAUUUGCUGGACAAAGAUGGUUUUGUAAGAUCUAAAUUAAAUCAUUUUUAUAUGAAUUGGA